Molecule: messenger RNA, 2450 nt
Organism: Coregonus clupeaformis (lake whitefish)
Lineage: Eukaryota; Metazoa; Chordata; Actinopteri; Salmoniformes; Salmonidae
Product: calphotin-like
Exons: 13
Coding region: 163-1776 (537 amino acids)
Cellular component (GO): cytoplasm
Molecular function (GO): calcium-dependent cysteine-type endopeptidase inhibitor activity
Source: RefSeq, a predicted model, not a curated record
UCCACAUUGUUCAGUCCAUCAGUAACAUCUGGUCAUUAGACUGGUUUUAGUGUUACAGUCGCGGCUUUGCCGAUGCACACUUUCUUCUUCUCCAUCAUCUCCCGAGAGGACAGAAAUCAAAGUUCUUAAUUUUUUAUUGUAGCUUCAACCAAAAACACGAAAAUGCCCAGCAAAAGGAAGAAGAACAAGCGCCGCAUGAGAAGGGUGCAGGCCCAGAGGAGAGUCCUUGAGGAGCAGCAUGCUGCUGGCACUGGCAAAGGGACCCCAGGAGUGGCUGCUGUGGCCGCCCCCCCUGUUAAUGUCAAAGAAGUGGCAAAGUGUCCCAAGCUUGUCCCCAUACAGACUCAAGUAGUAAGCGUCCCCGUUGUAGCGCUGCUGGCCCCAGUCAAAGUACCGGAGCCUAAACCUGUGGUGGCGGCGGUAGAGGCUGAAGUGGUGGCAGCAGAGGUUGAAGUUGAGGCACCAGUCGAAGCUCCAGUAGAGGCUGAAGUGGUGGCAGCAGAGGUUGAAGUUGAGGCACCAGUCGAAGCUCCAGUAGAGGCUGAAGAAGCCACAUUGGAGGUCGAAGCCCCAAUUGAAACCCCAGAUGUGGUCGACGGCCCAGUCGAAGCCCCAGAAGAAGUCCCAGUUGUAGAAGUGGAAGUCCCAGCAGAAGCUCCAGUGGGGCCCCCUACAGAAGAAACUUCAGCAGUGCAGGAGGUUGAAGAAAGCGUCAUUCCAAAGACGGAGCUAGUAAUGGAGGCCGCAUCCAUCCCUGAGGCUCCCGUGUCAGCUCCUGCCGAAUUUGAGGUCCAGGUUGAAGACUCCGUAGCCAUUACCACAGAGAUUGCACAGACGCAUGACGAGCCGUUGGUCAAGGCCGACGUGGAGGCUGAAAUAGUUGCCGAGGUCCAAGCGGAGGUCGAGACAGUAGUCGAGCCAGAACCAGGGCCAGUGGUCGAGGCCGACGCUGCCCCAGUAGUGGAAACUGAAGUUGAAAUUGAAGAGGUGGUGAUCGACGCAGAGGACAGUCCUGUGAUUGAAGCUGAGGUCAUUCCUAUGGUCGACACAGAUGCCAUUCCUGAAGAAGUUGAAGUAGAGGAGGCCCCAGUCGUCACAGAGGAUGAGCCUGUCAUGACAGAGGCACCUGAAGAGGUUCCAGUUGAAACAGAAAUUAUCCCAGAAACGCCGUCGGAGCCCGUGGAAGCCCCAGUUGAAGCCCCCGUAGCCGAGGUCGCUCCCUCAGAACCCCUUGGAGAGGCCCCAGUAGACCCUGUCAUCGAUAGAGUGGCCGACGACUUUAUCGUCACAGAAUCUGUCCUCACUGUCGAGGCAGCCAUGGCUGAGCCUGCCAUCGAGGAGCAGGUGCCCGCAGUCCCAACAGAUGCACUUGAAGCCCUAUCGGAGUCGCGGAACGACGUCCAUCCAGUACCUGAGCCCGCCCCUGUCACAGCUGAUGAAGUCAUCGACGAGGCAGAAUGUGAGGAGGAAGAGGUGACAAAGAUUGGGGAGAGAGACUACACACUUCCACCCGAUUACCGGCCCUUUCCGGAGGACCUGCUGGCUACAGAGGAAAUUGAAGCCCAGAUGGAAAUUGAGGCCAAAAAGGACGCCAUUGAUGAGAAUACUGCCCUGGAUGUCCUCUCUGGAGAUUUCUCAGCCCCCCAGCCUGUCAUCUCAGAACUGCAGUGUCACACGCAGCUCAUCUCCACACCCGUAGAGCUCGCCACCAGGGAUAUCCCAGCAGAGGCAGCACUGAAUGGACACAUGGCAACUGAGGUGGCCAUUGAGGGAUAGAUCUUUGCAGAUUUCCUCAGUCAGUAUGGAGGACUGAAGUGAGCCUCACGGGGAGCCGACCAGCAAACUUUACUUUUCAAUAUUUAGGGCUUAAAGGGACCGGGAAAUUAAACGGACAUCCAACACUAAAAGUGCCUUUCCUGCUUAGGUUCUCACCAAAAGAAAAUCAAACACAUUUUAAAUGCAGCAUCGAGGUGGGGGAAUAAGAGUCUUUGGAUCAGAAUGUGACUAUUUGGAAUGAACAAAUUAUGGCUUCUUUCAUAGAUUUUUCUGUAUCCCAAUGCAUGUAUUGUGGAUUUGCAUCGAUUGUAAAUGGCAUACAUUGUGUAUGAAUACUGUAGAAUUAAUGAAUGUGGCAAUGGCUUGUCUUCACAUUUGGACCAUGUUUGUAUGGAUGGGAGGGGUAUUUCCUUGUACGUGUUUUCUACAUGCUAACUACACCAGGCACGAGCGUGCGUCUGCGUGCUCCAUCAUGUGCAUGUUGAUUUUGUCCAUCCACACCAGACGUGAUUAGGACUUGCAGGUUGAAAUAUCAAAACGAACUCUGAACCAGCUAUAUUAAUUUGGGGACAGGUCAAAACACAUUAAACAUUCAUGGUCAUUUAGCUAGCUAGCUCGCUGUUGCUAACUAAUUUGUCCUGGGAUAUAAACAUUGGGUUGUUACUUUACCUGAA